Molecule: messenger RNA, 2655 nt
Organism: Varroa destructor (honeybee mite)
Lineage: Eukaryota; Metazoa; Arthropoda; Arachnida; Mesostigmata; Varroidae
Product: protein Dr1-like
Biological process (GO): RNA polymerase II preinitiation complex assembly; negative regulation of transcription by RNA polymerase II
Cellular component (GO): negative cofactor 2 complex
Molecular function (GO): protein heterodimerization activity; TBP-class protein binding; RNA polymerase II general transcription initiation factor activity
Source: RefSeq, a predicted model, not a curated record
GGUAUAUGGACGCACACAUAGAGACCUCUACGCCGAGACAUAUAGGCAAACAUACAGAGACGGCGGCGCGGUCUGUGUGAUGCUGCGGCAGAACAUUGAGCCAUAGAAUUGGCUAGGACACAGCGCAUGUGGGAGGAUAUCAACGAGGAUUGCUCUAUUUAUUCUAAUUACUCACGCCGCAAUUUACUGAGCCGAUUGGGCGGACCAGCUGCUGAUUAUAAUAUCGCUACCCGAAUUUAUGCGGUAGUAAUCUAAGUAGUGACUUUGAGCUAUUCAAGCCUCUGUCCGCCGCUCGCGUAUCGUCUUAGCCCAGCCCAGCUCAGCUCUCUCGGUAGCUGAAUUCUACAGUUGCUGUUGCUGAUAGUGUUACCGCUGCUAGCAAUAAGCAGCGCCGCGUGUAGCCACUGUGCCGUAAACGCGUAAAUAGCGGGCUUUGUUGAUCUUGUUAUGGUUCGUGUGUGUUUCGCCAAAAAUGUUUUCUAUAUAAUUGGUGUGUUCACAGUGAACUGAGUGUGCCGGUGCCCCCCUCGAUGCAAUAGAACGUGCCCUAUGAAGAUGGUUCACGUCAGAUAUCUGCAAGUGUCGUCAGUUCGACCAGCAGCGGUUCGUCCAGUGGCAGGGUGAAUAUGGCCGGAGGUGGUGGCGGAGGAACAGGUGGGGCAGGCGGAUCUAGCGGAAUGAACCCGGGAGGUCCUGGAGUUUCGGCGGGAGCAGUAGGAGCCCCGACAGAGGAGGACGAAUUGACCAUUCCACGGGCUGCCAUGAACAAAAUGCUCAAGGAAUUACUUCCGAACGUGCGGAUUGCCAACGAAAGUCGAGAACUCGUCUUGAACUGCUGUUCCGAAUUUAUUCACUACAUCGCAACGCAAGCAAAUGAAAUAUGCAACCAACACCAUAAGAAAACCAUCAACGCUGAGCAUAUUCUAACCGCCCUUGAAAAGCUUGGCUUCAAGGAAUAUUGUGACGACGCUCAGCGGGUAUUUGCCGAUUGUAAAGAGGUGGCAGCAAAAAGACGCAAACAAAGUUCACGUCUCGAACACCUUGGGGUCCCAGAGGAAGAACUACUUCGACAGCAGCAAGAGCUCUUUGCGAAAGCUCGACAAGAACAGGCCGAACAACAGCAGCAGGACUGGGCGAGCAUUCAACAAGCUGCCGUUACGGGCCUGCCUAUAGCACCGGACAGUGAUGAAGAUGAAUACUAAUCGUACGGCGCUUGGUGGUUGUAGCCGUAAUAGAUGGAUAUGGAAGAAUCAUCAUUCACAGCAACAAUAGAACGAUAAUUUUUUACGAACACCCUAAAAUUGGAACGAAAAACCGUAGAUAACGACGGGGAUAUAUAGCUGUUUCGGAUUAAUCUGGUGCACGGAAAUAACAGAACGACCUCGGCUACUUCCUGUAAAAACAUGCGCUAUUCCUGCCAGUUAGAUUAUUGCGUGGGCUCACACACAUGUAGACGACGUCAUAGUACCUACAACGAAACGAACUCUGUGGGCAUUUUCGUCAAAGAGCGUGGAUUGGGGUUUAUUUGAUUCAUUCAUAUGUAUACUGUCGAUUUGUGUUGCCUGUUGUUGUUGUUGUUGAUGUUGUGAAGGACCAAACUCUCGAGAAGCGACCUUAGGUGAGAUGCAAAGAUAGCAAGUAUCGAAUUAUGACUACUAUGAACAAUGGAAUCUAAGCCAAGGUUCCCUAAAUCGCGGUUUAGCAUUAUGGGAAAUAACUGGUGGUAAAAAGACACAAACAACACCCAGAAAAAUCUGCCUGUACAGUAGCGGUGAGCAAGCGAAACGUGCGAAUAAAUCGAACGCAAAGGAUGAGUAAAUACACUUGUUUAGAUUCGUACCGUAACUUGUACCAAGGAGCCAGGGUAGGAUAAAUAUAUCUGAGCAUAAAACCAUCUAAUAAUGAAGGAAAGAUCUGUUCUAUGAAACCUACCAUUUGUGUUGUGACGACGCAAUGUGGUAAAGUCGCACACUUUACUCAUAUCUGUUAUUAAGCGAGGAUAGAAUUGACGAAAAGUGAAAACAUAGGGCGUGCCAAUGACUUUUAAAAACGCGGCUGGCGUAUAGUGCACCUCCCGCGUUGAACUGUGCGUCAGGCUGUUGUACAUGGCUAUGUGUAUAAAACGUACGUUCGGUUCAAACUGUCAUUAAUGCAACUACGUCUCGUUAAUUGUCUCGUUAAUGUUUUUUAUGAUAUUAUAUUUUUUCCAUUUGAACAGCAUUGCCAAUUGUAUAUACACACACAUUUACUGAGGAUAAAGUCGACACUGGGAUAGAAAGUGACACAAGUAAAGCAGUUGCGUUUAGGGCGGGUAGUCUCAAAUAUGUUGAAUUUAGUCAGCUAAAAAUAUUUCAUUGGGGUGACAUAGCAUUUUGCUAGCCCAGUCGGACGUAUAGCUUUUGAGUUAGCCGAAUGCCCCUAUUUAAUGAUAGCGAGCGUAUCCGUUGUGUUUAGCAUUUUUGGGGCAUACAUAGAGUAUGCAACCAGUUAUCGGGGUCACAUACGCAAGGCAAUCAUGAAUGACUUUCUGGAUAUUGUUAGCGAGACGAAAAAAAACGUUAAAUGGGCAAGGAGCGAGUGAAAGAUCUUUGUACAACAAUGACAUAGUAACUAUAUAAAAGUAAAUAAAAUAAAACAGAACUUUAACAUGGUCGA